CGAGUGACGUGCGCUGAGUUCGUCAUCGGACGCGGUGGUGACGGCUAUGUCGGGGGCGGAGUUGCAGCGUUGCGUCCGCAGGAAGAUGGCGCUUCCCGCGGCUCCUGCUGACCGGCGUCUCCAGCCUGAGCCCGACGAGCAGCUGCACCUUAACCACCAGGACAUCGGAGAGCUGGGCCUGCCGCAGGAGCCAGACACCGAGGGAAUCCCGCUCCACUCUCCCUGGACUUUCUGGCUGGACAGAUCAUUACCUGGAACAACAGCAGCAGAAUGUGAAUCAAAUCUGAAAAAGAUCUACACUGUACACACUAUACAGAGUUUCUGGAGUGUGUACAAUAACAUCCCUCUCGUCACAAACCUCCCCGUUAGAUGGAGCUACCACUUAAUGAGGGGCGAGAGAAAACCUCUCUGGGAAGAAGAAAGUAAUGCUAAAGGAGGGGUGUGGAAGAUGAAAGUUCCUAAAGAAGCUUCUUCUUUGGUUUGGAAAGAAUUAUUGCUAGCUACUAUUGGUGAGCAGUUUACAGAUCGCUGUGCACCUGAGGAUGAAGUGAUCGGUGUCAGUGUGAGUGUUCGUGACCGGGAAGAUAUUGUUCAGGUCUGGAAUGGGAACGCCUCUGUUGUGGCUGAAGCAACGGUCCUAGAGAAAAUAUAUGAACUUCUGCCAAACACGUCUUUCAAAGCUGUAUUUUAUAAACCCCACGAAGAGCAUCAUGCCUUUGAAGGGGGUCGCUCAAGACAUUAGUGGAACGGCUGUCGAGUAAAAUUGUCUUUCUUUUUAACGCUUUCACUUCCAGAAGGGAUCCUGCAAUGUAUUGGAGUAUUGCUGGCCCGUCUCGGGUUGAAGGGUUAACGGUCUGUACCGGAGGAAGGCCAGGCACAUGUCUUUUUGCAAAGCGACACUGGUCAUUUUUUUUAGAUAUUUUUUUAACAACUUCAGAAUGGGCAAUUUAGUACUCAAAGUGUAAAUGUUUCCUGACUUAAUCUAAUAUUUAAUGUAAAAUAUAUAAAAAAAAACUACUUUUGCCACUUCUUCAUAUAAAUAUUCAGUGAAUACUGUGCAACCAGUAUUUAGCUUUUCAAUACCUUUUUCUGCCUCUGUAUAUGCGGGGGGUGUAUUAUAGCUGCGCUGCUGUGAGAUAGAGGGACCCCCCCCCCAGACUCUAGAGAAAUCUCUGACCUCCCUAUAAAGCUGCAUUCAGGCCUUAUUAACCCCCGCAGGUCUCUCCUGUCCCUUGGGAGAGUUUGGAUAUAUAUCCGCAGUAGCUGCCUCUCCCAGGACAACUGCUAAGAAUGCUGGGACUGUUUGUAUUUAUGUAUUUCACAUGCUGCACUUGUGUACAAACUACAGGAUUGUCAAGAACCCCAAAAGAUAAGGAACAUGUACCCUCUUUAUAAGCAUGGUUUGGCUUCCCUUUAGUUUCCCUUUAAAUAGACUUGAAUUAUAUGAAGGGCGUAGCUUUAGUGUGUGCAGGGGAUUCUUAGUUUGUGAAAAAGCAGCCAUAUUGUGCAACUCUGCAGCCGCUCCUUUCUAAGGGGUAUAUUUAUCAAAGAGUGAAGUUAGAGAUCGCCAUAGUCUGCUAGAGUGAAAUUCCGCACUCUCCAUUCAUUUCUAUGGGAUUUUGAAAGGCGUAUUUAUCAUUGAUUGAUAAAUACUGUUUAAAAAAUCCCAUAGAAAUGAAUGGAGAGUGCGGAAUUUCACUCUAGCAGACUAUGGCGAUCUCUAACUUCACUCUUUGAUAAAUAUGCCCCUAAGAUUGAGGAUUUUGGAGGAUUCCUCUACAGAGCACAAUGGCAACCCCCACUUGCAAAUCGCUAGCAGGCUGUGCACAUAUAUAAGAAGGGCUACAACUUGCCCACGCCUGAGCCGUGUCCUCAUAGCUUACGCUUUAUUUAUGGACAGUAAGGGUAGAACUCCACGGGCGAUUUUACCUGCGAUACCUUCCAUUCCGAAGCGAUGAGACUAGGGAUACACCAAAUUCGGGAUACUGCCUUUUUCAGCAGGAUUCUGCAGAAUCCUUGUGUCUGGCUGAACAGAAUUCUAGGGCUGGGAGGGAAAUCACGUGACUUUUCAUCACAAAAAAA
Molecule: messenger RNA, 2082 nt
Organism: Xenopus laevis (African clawed frog)
Lineage: Eukaryota; Metazoa; Chordata; Amphibia; Anura; Pipidae
Gene: eif4e3.S
Product: eukaryotic translation initiation factor 4E family member 3 S homeolog
Biological process (GO): translational initiation
Cellular component (GO): eukaryotic translation initiation factor 4F complex
Molecular function (GO): RNA 7-methylguanosine cap binding; RNA binding; translation initiation factor activity
Source: RefSeq, marked provisional